Oncorhynchus nerka (sockeye salmon) is the source of this 2792-nucleotide messenger RNA. RefSeq names its product calponin-3-like. NCBI's taxonomy places the organism in Eukaryota, Metazoa, Chordata, Actinopteri, Salmoniformes, Salmonidae. The coding region runs from base 747 to 1790 and encodes 347 amino acids. The transcript is spliced from 7 exons. Gene Ontology annotation, cellular component: actin cytoskeleton. Gene Ontology annotation, biological process: actin filament organization; actomyosin structure organization. Gene Ontology annotation, molecular function: actin filament binding. The record is from RefSeq and is a predicted model, not a curated record.
GCAUUUAACACCAUAGUACCCUCCAAACUGGUCAUUAAGCUUGAGACCCUGGGUCUCGACCCCGCCCUGUGAAACUGGGUCCUGGACUUUCUGACUGGCCACCCCCAGGUGGUGAGGGUAGGAAACAACAUCUACCCAGCUGAUCCUCAACACUGGGGCCCCACAAGGGUGCGUUCUCCGCCCUCUCCUGUGUACUCUCUGUUCACCCAUGACUGUGUAGCCAUGCACGCCUCCAACUCAAUCAUCAAGUUUGCAGACGACACUACAGUGGUAGGCUUGAUUACCAACAAUGACGAGAAUGCCUACAGGGAGGAGGUGAGGGCUCUCGGAGUGUGGUGUCAGGAAAAUAACCUCACUCAACAAAACAAAGGAGAUGAUCGUGGACUUCAGUAAACAGCAGAGGGAGCAUCCCCUCAUCCACAUCGACGGGACAGUAGUGGAGAAGGUGGAAAGUUUUAUGUUCCUCGGCGUACACAUCACGGACAAACUGAAAUGGUCCAUCCACACAGACCGCACAGUGAAGAGGGCGCAACAGCGUUUUUUCAAGAGGCUGAAGAAAUUUGGCUUGUAACCUAAAACACAAACUUUUAUAGAUGCACAAUCGAGAGCAUCCUGUCGGGCUGUAUCACUGCCUGGUACGGCAACUGCUCUGCCCAUAACCGUAAGGCUCUCCAGAGGGUAGUGUGGUCUGCACAACGCAUCACCGGGGGCAAACUACCUGCCCUCCAGGACACCUACAGCACCCGAUGUCACAGGAAGGCCAAAAAGAUCAUCAAGGACAACAACCACCCGAGCCACUGCCUGUUCACACCGCUAUCAUCCAGAAGAUCGCAGGCAAAUAUGACAUGCAAAAGGAGGAGGAGCUUCGGUUCUGGAUCGAGGAGGUGACUGCGAUGGCCAUUGGCGAGAACUUUCAGAAGGGCCUAAAGGAUGGAGUCAUCCUGGGAGAAUUGAUAAACAAACUGCAACCUGGCUCGAUAAAGAAAAUUAACCACUCACAACUGAACUGGCACAAGCUGGAGAACCUUGGCAACUUCAUCAAAGCCAUCCUGGCCUACGGCAUGAAGCCCAAUGACAUCUUCGAGGCCAACGACCUGUUUGAGAACGGCAACAUGACCCAAGUCCAGAGCACAUUGCUCUCCCUUGCUAGCAUAGCAAAGACCAAAGGCAUGCACACAUCGUGUGACAUUGGUGUGAAAUACGCAGACAAACAGACACGCCAUUUUGAUGACGAUAAGAUCAAGGCUGGACAAUGCGUCAUCGGACUGCAGAUGGGGACCAACAAGUGUGCGAGCCAGGCUGGUAUGACAGCAUAUGGGACCAGAAGACAUCUUUACGACCCAAGGUCCCAGACAGACAAGCCUUAUGACCAGACCACCAUCAGUCUGCAGAUGGGUACCAACAAAGGAGCCAGCCAGGCUGGUAUGUCCUGCCCAGGAACGCGUCGGGACAUCUUCGACAAUAAGCAGGUGCAUCCAGUUGACAACUCCACCAUCUCCCUGCAGAUGGGCACCAACAAGGUGGCGUCCCAGAAAGGCAUGAGUGCGUACGGGCUGGGACGCCAGGUGUACGACCCCAAGUACUGCGGCUCGCCCACUGAGCCCGUCAUACAUACCAACGGGAGCCAAGGCACGGGCACCAACUGCUCUGAGAUCAGCGACAGUGACUAUCAGGCAGAGGAAUUCCUCCAGGAGGGAGAGGGGGAGGAGUACCCAGUGGCUUAUCAGGAAGAGGACAACUACAGCGAUGUGGCCCACUACAACAACAUCGACCAGGGAAUCGACUAUUAGGGAUGUCCGGGGCCAUCUGGCACUAGCCUGGUCCCAGAUUAGUUUGUGCUGUCUUGCCAAUGACCAUAGGCGUUGGCAAGACCGCACAAACAGAUCUGGGACCAGGUUAAUCCGGCGCCACCUUAACACCACCACGACCGCUAGACGGAGCAGUAUUAAACCAGUGUAUUUUAUUGAUGACAAACAGAGCAAGUCUUUUGCUAUCCUCGCUAAUCUUUAACAUUUUUUUUAUUGAAGCACAAGAGAUAAAUAUUGUCGAGUGCGUUCCUUCUCCACCACCUCCCCAACUCUCCUUCCAUUUGAGCAGUAGUGUUCAUGCCGAUGUCGUUAAAGCAUAAAGUGCUGAGAUAGUGUUGGAGAUGCUAUAUUAUUAUACUAUUACAUUAUGAAGUAUGGGACACUGUGAAGUAAAGAAUCAUUUUGCCAACUUUGUAGCAUUUGCAACCAUUCUACUUUUUUGUUUUAUCCCUUAGACUUCUUUUACUGAUCAUAUCAUCCCUUUAAAGGAAUUAAUUCACCGACUGCUUUGCUUUCUGCCAACCUAAAAGGACCAAUUAUUACAUUUUUUACAUCAAUACAAUUGAGUGAGCCUCAGAGUAACCAGUGGCCGUCUCGUCUGUUUAAAUUUUUUGGUAUGUUUCAAUACAAAUCACUGCACCAUUUAUUUUCCUAAAAUCGCACAGAGUAAUUUCUAAUGGCUAUUCCAUUAGACCAGAUGCUUACAGUAGGGCUAGUCUUAUUGUGCCAUGUCUCAUGUUCUUAUAGCCACCCUCCAUUCCCACUGUAUUUAUUGCCAUGUCUCUCAUUAUAAACUAGUGUGGUGUCUGAAAAGGCACCCUAUUCCCUAUAUCGUGCACUACUUUUAGCCAGGGCUCUGGUCUAAAGUAGUGCACUAUAUAGGGUUCUAUUUCAGACGCAGCCUGUCCUGUUAUGUAAUUAUUUUUUAUUUUUUUUAAAGCAAGAAUGUAUGUUCCAAAUAAAGCCUAUUCCUUGGUUCUCCAA